AUGACAGGUUAUCUCGAUCCAGAGUAUUAUAUGACUCAGCAAUUGACAGAGAAAAGCGAUGUUUACAGUUUUGGUGUGGUGAUGCUUGAACUGAUAACCGCUAAGCAGCCAAUCGAGAAGGGAAAAUACAUAGUCCGUGAGGUGAGAACGGCAAUGAAUAAGAAUGAUGAGGAGACUUAUGGCUUGAGGGAGAUAAUGGAUACAUCCAUUAGAAGCAUGGCAAAUCUUAUAGGGUUCGGGAGGUUUCUGGAGUUGGCAAUGCAAUGCGUGGAAGAAUCAGCUGCAGACCGUCCAACUAUGAGUGAAGUAGUUAAGGCACUCGAAACCAUUCUACAGAACGAUGGGCUGAACACGAACUCAACAUCUGCCUCCUCAUCAGCCACAGACUUUGGAUCAAUGAGAGGAGCUCCUAAACAUCCCUACAACGAUGCUCUGCCUAAAAAGGAUGUUAAUGAAAGUGAUGCCUUUGACUACAGCGGUGGUUACACACUUUCAACAAAAGUAGAACCCAAGUAG
Ilex paraguariensis (yerba mate) is the source of this 516-nucleotide messenger RNA. Lineage: Eukaryota; Viridiplantae; Streptophyta; Magnoliopsida; Aquifoliales; Aquifoliaceae. The record is from the annotation of a GenBank genome assembly.